This is a messenger RNA of Molossus molossus (Pallas's mastiff bat), 1462 nucleotides long. RefSeq names its product chromosome unknown C19orf38 homolog (gene CUNH19orf38). The record is from RefSeq and is a predicted model, not a curated record. NCBI's taxonomy places the organism in Eukaryota, Metazoa, Chordata, Mammalia, Chiroptera, Molossidae. The transcript has 7 exons. The coding region runs from base 117 to 770 and encodes 217 amino acids.
GCCUGGGCAGUACUGUUUUGGCCCUCUAAAAACAUUGUAGGAAAGAAGUAAGCCACAUGGAGUUUCGGACUCACUGAGAAGUAAAAGUUACGGUGACAGAAGUGGGCCAAGGCUCCAUGGCGAUACCAGCACCCUCCAUCCUGCUGGUGCCCCCACACCCCAGCAGUCAAGAGGAUCCUAUCUACAUUGAAUGCAUGGCCCCCAGGGGCUUCCCAGGGGCCAAUUUCACGCUGUACCGAGGGCAGAAGGUGGUCCAGCUCCUGCAGGCCCCUGCAGACCAGUUCAGGGUCACCUUCAACCUGAGUGGUGGCAGCUGGGAGGCUGCAGGGGGAACAUUUCACUGCCAGUAUGGCGUGUUAGGCGAACACAGGCAACCACAGCUGUCAGACUUCAGUGAACUUGUGCACGUUUCCUUCCCAGCGCCCAUUUGGAUCCUGGCACUCUCCUUGAGCCUGGCUGGAGCCCUCCUCCUUGCUGGGCUGGUGGCUGUUGCUGUGGUGAUCAGAAAAGUUAAAGUAAAAAAAAUGCAGAAGAAAAGAGAGCAAGAAUCCUGUUGGGCCCAGAUUCACUUCACCACCACAGACAUGUCCUUUGAUAAUUCCUUGUUUGCCAUCUCAACGAAAAUGACUUCAGAAGGAGACACAGUCACCCUGGAUGCUUGCUCAGGCUCUGCUGCAACCGAUGAAAACUCCAGGCCCCGGAAGAGGCCCACCUCCACAUCAUCCUCACCUGAGCCCCUUGAAUUCAGCACCUUCCGGGCCUGCCAGUGAGGCUGAGGAUUGGGGCUCCUCUCUCUUUGUCUAUGCAUUCUGCCCUCCAUUCACCCUUUCAUUUGAGCUGGUGGGCUGUGUAGGGACCGAGGUCCUUGCAGCUACUUUGGGGGGCUCUGGCUGCUGCUUUCUCAGGGAACUGGACAGAGACAAAGGGAUGCCUGGCCUUGAGACCUUUCUCACAGAGGAGCAGGAGUGGAAGAGAGGGGGAGCAGGCAUUGGUGGGGAGGCUGGACAGAAAGCAGGAAGUCUCUCUUUGGAGCCUCAGCUUCUCAGACCACCAGGGAAAUUGUUAGGAUCCCUUCUGGUCUUCAGUUGGGCCAUAAGAGGUCUGAGCUCUCUGCACACCCCUCUGGUUUCCUCUUCCCUUGUCACACCUGACUUGGACAACCCAACUGAGUUUUUGCAGCACAGGGUACCUGGGGGUAUGUUCUGAGUGUCUGCCUUGCUGGUAUACCUAAGUUAAUUAUAGCACGUGUUGAGCUGUUCCCCAGUCCUCUACGGAGUGGAAUCCUUCAAGCCUGGGACUUCUGGGGACCAAUCACUGGCUACCUGGUGGAUGGGGGGAGUACCCCUCAAAUGCUUGCAGAACAAGGUGUUUUAUAGGGAGGCCCAUGAGGGUGGAGGGAGGGGACAGUGCCUCAGGGAACUCUGCUCAAGUCCUGGCGUUGGUGGGUAGAGGAGGUAGCAUG